Molecule: messenger RNA, 999 nt
Organism: Saxophila tyrrhenica
Lineage: Eukaryota; Fungi; Ascomycota; Dothideomycetes; Mycosphaerellales; Extremaceae
Exons: 1
Coding region: 1-999 (332 amino acids)
Source: RefSeq, a predicted model, not a curated record
AUGAACGACCUCAGCUCCUGGGUCGGCGGCCUUGCUUCGAGGGUAUGGGAGCCCCAGCAGAAGGGUCUGCCUUUCGGAUCUCAACUACACGCAAGUCCGCCGAGAAGGCAACGGACUCUCACGGGACCUCUGGAUCCCUCGCAGGAGACCAUAUGGCAUAGGCUCCAAGUCAUGUCCUCGGUGGAGCCAGAGCAGCGAACUCAUCUGCAAGAACAAUGCAACUUCCUUUCGAUGCUACCACUCGACAUCCGCAUGAUUAUCUACGACACGGUACUAGGCGGCAUGGUCUUCCAUAUCGGUACAGAAACGGACGUCAGGAACCGCAUCCUGACUCACAUAUGCCACCACCCUGAGACGGUUGGCCAAGGCGAUCACCAGGACUGCUUCGCGCCGACCUUCAGGAGGCCAUCCUCUGCCCCUCGGGAUGACUAUCCACAAGCGACAGGUCUGCUACCACUGCUGGUCACCUGCCGACGGAUCUACUCCGAAGCUAUCGGUACGCUGUACAGCGCCAACACCUUCGACUUCUGGCAGAACCGAGUGGCCUUCCAUUUCCUCAAAGGCAUGCUACCACCGCAAAGACUGCACAGCAUCCGUCGCUUCCGAUGGGGCAUGCAACUCCCGCACCACCCCAAUCUCAACGCGCGUUCCCGCAAAGACUGGAACGAUCUUUUCACGUUCUUCUCACGGGAGCUGUCUGGACUGCAGCAUCUGCACAUCAAGCUUAACAGGAACCACCCAUUCGAGGCUAUGGUGGAACAGACGCUGGAUGAUGACGCAGCGCCUUGGAUUCAGCCGAUGGUCCUAAUGGCUAUCGAGGCCAACCGGAAGCGUGGCUGUAAGGUGGAGGUCGUUACCAAUGGCGCGGUGCAUGACAUUGAAGUCAUCUUCACAGCGAUCCGAAAGGCGCACGUUAAUGCUUCUCGGAAUCGUGUGGUGGACUUGACAUGCACCGAGAUGCAUCGCCGGAUACGGCUUUCGUUUGACAGCCAUGAUUGA